Messenger RNA from Toxorhynchites rutilus septentrionalis, 2067 nucleotides. RefSeq names its product piggyBac transposable element-derived protein 3-like. NCBI's taxonomy places the organism in Eukaryota, Metazoa, Arthropoda, Insecta, Diptera, Culicidae. The coding region runs from base 1 to 2067 and encodes 688 amino acids. Gene Ontology annotation, molecular function: sequence-specific DNA binding. The transcript has 3 exons. The record is from RefSeq and is a predicted model, not a curated record.
AUGGCGGUCCGCAGAAUUUCGUGCGUGGAGGAGCUGGAGGAAAUCAUCAGUACGUGGAAUGAUGCUUCUAGUGAGAUUGCCGGUGUAAAUAUUCUUCCGCCGGAUCAGGUGGGCGAUCUCACCGAUGAGGAAAACCUUAAUGACGAUUCAAUUCAACAGAAUGACAACAUCCCUACCCUCAAUGCUGUAGCAGGAACUUUCGAGAUCGAAACUUUUGGUAGUAUCGAUGACAUUGCUGAAUUGACGACUCCACAAGAUCAUGCACACAAAGCUGCCGCUCAAGAUAAACAUUUCUCAGGCAAGAUGGCUCUGCCCUCCACUUCACGUAAGAGAGGUAGUGAAACACAGACCUUGUCUCAAACAAAACAGCAAGUGUUGGAGAUUGGCUAUAAGCCAUUGAGUGCAUUUCCGGAACCCCAUUGGAAAAGUCUUACAACGGAUAAAAUUGAAUACUCUGUUUCGCCUAAUAACGAACCUCUGGCUAAUAAACAACAAGAGUUGUUCGAUACAAUCAAAGAUUUAUCACCGUUACAACUCUUUCUCAAACUGUUUGAUGAUGAAGUCAUAUCACUUAUUGUACGGGAGACAAAUCGAUAUGCUGGCCAGCAAAAUUCCACUUUUCUACUCGACAUCAUAACCUUGAAAAGAUUCAUUGGAAUACUGCUGUUAUCUGGAUACCACACCCUCCCCAAUGUUAACGAUUAUUGGUCCAAUGAACCUUCCUUGGGAGUUCCUAUUGUUAAGCAGUGCAUGUCCAGGAAUAAGUUUCGCGAGAUAAAAAAGUUCAUUCACUUUUCAGACAAUUACAACCUGAAUAAGAUGGAUAAAAUGGCUAAGCUUCGUUCGUUUUUUGAAGUAAUGAAUCAAAAAUUCAUGCAGUUUGGCGUUUUCAGUGAUAAUUUGUCCAUAGAUGAGCAGAUGGUACCAUACUUCGGUAGACAUUCCUGCAAAAUGUACAUAAAAGGAAAACCGAUAAGGUUCGGUUAUAAAGUAUGGUGUCUAUGCUCAACAGAAGGAUACCUCUAUCAAUUCAUGCCAUACUGUGGCGCAAGUGACAACUACAACAGGACAGUGGGCUUAGGGGCCGAUGUUGUGUUGCGGUUGCUUGGACGAGUUGAGCACCCUACUAGAUAUGUCAUCUACUUUGACAAUUUUUUUACAAGCUACCUGUUGAUGUUGAUCCUAACAGAACUGAAAAUCGCAGCAUCAGGUACCGUUCGAUCGAACCGUGUUGGAGGUGCAUUGCUCAAGACAGGAAAAGAGCUUCCGAAAGGUCAAUAUCAUUGUCAGCUCGACGAUUGCAACAAAAUCGUAUUCUGUCGAUGGCAGGACAACAAGGAAGUAACAAUCGCUACAAACUUUGAUCAAAUUAAACCAACUCAUUCUGUUAAACGUUGGCGCAAAGGAGUGCAGGGUAAAAGUGCCGGCGAACUUGUUACCGUGCAGCAGCCACAUGUGUUGUAUAACUAUAAUAAAAAUAUGGGUGGCGUAGAUUUGCACGACAAUGCUGCGCAGAACUAUCGGAUCAACAUUCGUUCAAAAAAAUGGUACUGGCCUCUAUGGAUAAAUGCGUUGAAUUCUGCAGUCGUAAAUUCGUGGAAAUUGCACUGUUUUGUAGCGAAACACAGAGGCGAAACUUCCUUGCAUCAGAAGGAAUUCAGAGUAUUGAUUACUCAAGCGCUGUUACUGACUGGUGAUCCAACUACGAGCGACGAGGAAAAGGAGGUUGAAGAUUUUGUCCCCAAUAACAUUCCCCGUAUUAGCGGAGGACACCUUAUUAUAAGGCAUCCCGAAUUAAAAAAUGGGUUGGUAGAAAGCUUUAUGAAAGUUGUAAAUAAAGCCAUGUCUACUGUAUUUCCAACAGAAAAAAACUACCGGAAAGAAUUGCAAGCUGCCGUUCAGUACUAUAACGCGGCAGAUCACAGUGUAACCAAAAUAUCUCCGGAAGUGUUAAAUGGUCGCAAAAUCAAGCGUUGGUUGCCACUUUUAAGUUAUGGUAAAUCGGAAUACGAUGAACGGCUACUGGAUGCAAGAGAUCGUGAGACUAAACUCCUCGAAACAACGUGA